AUGUCCUCUCUACCACGCCCCAAGCGGGCAGGGGAAGACUUUACCCGCACCCACCACAACGAGGAGGUCGAUACGGAGAGUCCGUCUUCCAAAAAGCCUCGAUUCGACCUCCGAAACCCUUCCACACUUGCUCCAGAUAUCCUAGAUGAGGAUGUGGUUCUAGAUGCGGAUGAAAUCGGUCGCCGCGGGCAACAAGUACGCCGCAAAGCCGUCAACCUGGAUGGGUAUGAUUCGGACAGUGACAACGAAGGGUUUGAUGCACGGGCGGAGGCCAAGGCCAAAGCCAGCCGCGCCAAUAAUGAUGCGGAGGAUGAUGAUAUGUUUGCCGAGCUGCAGGAGGACUUCGGAGUGGAGGGUAUCGACGGGGACGAGGCUCUACGGAAGAACAAGAAAACCGUGCGCUUUCUACGAGAUGACGAAAUCGAAGGACAAGUCUCCUCAUCAAAGGGCGGGGGCACACUGCACGCAGAUCUGAGCCAAGGGGCCGAUGCAGUGGACGCGGACGAAGCUGAAAGCGAGAGUGAUAUUGGAGAGGAGGAACGGGCCAGAGUGAACGCCGAUAUGGACGAGGAACUAGGGGCUGGCUCCAAGAAAAAACAUGCGCCCCUGUUGGAUGCCUUCAACAUGAAGACGGAGCAGGAAGAGGGCAAGUUCGACGAUCAGGGCAACUAUAUACGGAAAGCAGCAGAUCCGGAUGCGGUAUAUGACACUUGGUUGGAAGGAGUCUCGAAAAAGGACAUUCGACGCGCAAAGGAAGCCGCUGAGAAAAGAGAAACCGAAAGGAAGGAAAGAGACCGAAUGAAUGAUAGUGUCUUGACGUCGGACAUCCUAAAAACCCUUAUAACGCAUCUUCAAAAGGGGGAGACGAUACUGGAAGCUCUGGCCCGCAUCGGGAAGGGAGCUCCAAAGAAACCCAAGUGGCAGCAAAAUCGCAACAAGAACCGAUCCAAACAGAAAGAAGCCUCCACUGAAGAUAUAGAAAUGAUGGAAGACGACCCAAAGGAAGCUGCCCGGAAGAAGGCAAUCGACGACAUUACCGGCGCAGCGGAUAUCCUUAUGACCAGGGGCCAGGUCGAGAUCUACAACACCGAACGUGAACUUCUCACUCGACAAUAUCGCCGGGAGACUGGAGAGGAGUGGAUUGAUCCGCCGGAAGAAGAUACGAGACCUAACGAUAGCGAGCACGCUCCUACCAUGUGGGAAUUUCGCUGGUCGGAUGCUCGUGAUGGUGGAAUUAUACAUGGCCCCUAUGACAGAGUAACAAUGGAAUCAUGGAAAAAUGCCGGUUACUUUGGCGAAGGCGUUGAGUUCCGACGGACGGUGGAUAUGGACGAAUGGAAUAAGGAAGCCAGUUUUGUAUAG
This is a messenger RNA of Aspergillus tanneri, 1362 nucleotides long. RefSeq names its product GYF domain-containing protein. The record is from RefSeq and is a predicted model, not a curated record. Lineage: Eukaryota; Fungi; Ascomycota; Eurotiomycetes; Eurotiales; Aspergillaceae. Bases 1 to 1362 code for a protein of 453 amino acids. Gene Ontology annotation, molecular function: protein binding. The transcript has a single exon. Gene Ontology annotation, cellular component: U5 snRNP.